ACGUAUAAAGCAGAGUCAGGUUCCAGCUAAGAAGACUCGUUACUGCUGCUACCAUUACACUACUGCUGCUGCUCAGCAACAACUGCUACUAUACUUAACUAUUAAUAGUACCGUUGCAGAUAACAGGUCUUGCUACAAUUCAACAUGAAGAUAGCUCUUCUUUUGGUGACAUUUAUGACAUUGGGAGGGUCAUCUCUGGCUCUCCAGUGCUAUUCGUGUGAAGUUGUAUCGGGGGAGGAUGCCACCACUCCUAACGAAUGCAGAAUGAAUGUCGAUGAAGUUGAAGAGUGUGCAGAUGGCAUCAGUGAAUGUUACUCUAGGUUCGAGUGCGAGUUAACUCCCAAGGGGGCAUGCCUGAAGAGGACAUUUUCUCGCGGAUGCGUUCCAGAAGACAAAGACUGUGACACAGAACUUACUAAUACUGGAGGAAAAUACGACCUCCAGUGUUGCGGAGAGGAUAGAUGUAAUACCAUUGGAACUACCCAGGUUGCUACAUCUGAAUGAAACCCGUUACGGAGAUCGCAGAUUUCAAGAACUGACCCAGUGGUGCUUCGAGAUAAAAAUUCAUAUAUCGAUGGUGGCGGUCUUUCUCAUUCCUUUCUCCGUGUCUUUCGCUCCCACUUUCACCCCCCUCUCCCCCUCUCUCACUCUCCAUGUAUCCAUACCCUGAGUGGGAGUUCCCCUUCUCCCGUCUCCGCCCCUGUCCAUACCCCUUUCAUAAACCCAUCCUCCAAUUAGCCGCCUAAGAGUAUGCGGAUAAUUCAAUAAAAAUUGCGUUCACAAACUCAGAAAAUAAUCCGCACUAUUUUUACGAGCGCCCGUCCUGAAAAAGGCGGAUAAUCGUCAUGACAACUGCACACGCCCCCUCCGAUGCGGUUGUGUUGGAAAAGGGUGACCUUGUGACCGCACCAUGGCAAUUAUCCGCAUUAUUUGAAAAUGCGUUCAUAAAGUCAAAAUCUGGUCCCGAUGCCACUAUUAUGCGGAUAAUUGCAGCAUCAAAAUAAUGCGGAUAACUCUGGUCCUCCUCCGAUUUUACGACCAAAUUAUGCUGCUAUUAGCCGCAUAAUUGGGUUUAUGAAAGGGGUAAAACGCAUUCCAAAUCUGGUUUACUGAUAACAAAUGAGAAAAUGCCGUUAAAUUAUCAUUGGCCUUUGUGAAUAAUGAAACGCACUCAUCUAUCAUGUAUCGGGCAGAUAAACUGAACGAAAUGAUAGUAAAAUUGUAGUUGUUUUCACCUAAACGCUUUAGAGCAAUAUUAUUGGCCAGAGUAUUCCUAUAGGCUACAUUUUCUUCUUUUUUUCGGGGGGAAGGAUAUGUAAUGUAUUAAUGUAUAUUUUAUUCAAACUGAUAUUGAAUUGAAAACGAUUAUAUAUUUAUCUGAAGCUUUGUUUUCCACUAUCCAAAAUUUUCCCAAAUUAUUCAUACCAGAAUUCGUCGGGUUGAUGACUUCAUAAUUAUUUCAGACAUAAUUCUAUAUUGUGUUAUCGCAUAGUUACUGGUUAUUAUCCCUGUAAUGAACGGAUAGAUACAUCAAUAUUUGCCAAGAUAUUUCUGAUCAAGUCGAAAUAUAGUGAUCUCGGUUCUCGCAUUAUCAUUAUAUUAAUAAAGAAGCCCUAUCAUUAUGAUAAGUAGGGUCGACUGAAAAUUUCAUAUCUGUGAUGCAUAUUCGCAAAUAAACCCGUAUUUUCAUCUUCAUUC
Molecule: messenger RNA, 1698 nt
Organism: Lytechinus pictus (painted urchin)
Lineage: Eukaryota; Metazoa; Echinodermata; Echinoidea; Temnopleuroida; Toxopneustidae
Exons: 4
Coding region: 145-504 (119 amino acids)
Source: RefSeq, a predicted model, not a curated record